CUUUUCUUUUCUUUAUAGAGACUCUAUUUCAUUCGACAAUUUGGUAUACUAUGGAUUUGGGUCAAAGUUUUAUCGAGUUAUAUGGCGAGAAUGAAGAACAAGAAGAUCAAUCAGGAUGCAAACUAUUGGAUUCUUUUGCUAUUUUUGUACAACUUGUCUUGGCUGGUUUAGCAUUUUCAACAUUGAUCCUUAAACGACAAAGAGAAUCACCACAGAGACCUUUACUAAUAUGGACAUUGGAUGUGAGCAAACAACUUAUUGGGGGUAUUGUGAUUCAUACACUUAAUUUAAUUGCCUCUCAUAUCUUUGGUAAAAGUCUCGAUGAAGAAGGAGAAGCCUCUUCAAAUCCUUGUGUUUGGUACUUUUUGAACAUAUUAAUAGAUACAACAUUGGGAGUAUUCAUUAUAUGGGCAGUUGUACAUAAUGUGCAAUUUAUAGCUCGACACUACCGAUGGAAAGGCUUUCAAAGCGGUGUCUACGGUGAACCACCUUUAGUCAAUCAAUUACGUGUAUGGGCCAAACAAUUAGGAGUGUACAUUUUUUCCCUGGUCAUCAUGAAGUGGGUAGUUGUGAUGUUGUUCAAAGCCUGCCCUUGGAUAGAGACCAUUGGAGAAUGGGUCUUGAGCUGGACAAUGGGCAACUAUCGCAUUCAAGUUUUGUUUGUCAUGUUGAUCUUUCCACUUGUGAUGAAUACUGUUCAGUUCUGGAUAGUCGAUUCAAUUGUCAAGCACAAACGCUUUUCAUCCAUUUAUCUACAUUUGGAAGAUGACGAGGCGCUUUUACCGGAUGAUACGCUCAUUCCAGAUGGCGAGUAUCAGGCUGGAAAUGCAGUGAAUAGUAGCAGCAACCGUAAUGACGAUCAUUUUUUUGUGAAUACAGCAGGAAGUGACGAAGAAGAUGCUACCUCUAUUUCUUCUGUUGAUAUUCAUCAGCAUCCUUUUAAUGAUACAGACGAAGCGAAUUACACCUCGAGUCAACCAUUAAAGGACUUUAGUAACUCUAAUCGUAAACAUAACAUUACAGAGGACGAGGAAGAGUACGAUGCAAGCUUAUACGAACUUCGAACCAACAAUGAGCUAUAGUUUAUCCCCAGCAUAUGUAAAUCCAUAACAAGUGUACAUAUAUAAAUGUAAUAUUAGUGUAUCUAUAUAACGUCAUAAUACCCCCCCCCACCCACCCCCAAGCAUCAUUGUUUCUUGAUUAUUCUUGUCAAUUCUCAAGAUUAUUAAAUGCAUUACGAUCAUACUCCUUUCACCAUGACCUUUUUUUUUUUU
Molecule: messenger RNA, 1274 nt
Organism: Mycotypha africana
Lineage: Eukaryota; Fungi; Mucoromycota; Mucoromycetes; Mucorales; Mycotyphaceae
Product: vacuolar membrane protein-domain-containing protein
Exons: 4
Coding region: 51-1082 (343 amino acids)
Cellular component (GO): membrane
Source: RefSeq, a predicted model, not a curated record